AUGGAUGGAGAAGGUAAGUGGAAAGUUUGUAAAUGUAUCUGACAUGUGUUUAGUGAUACAGCUAAAAACAGCUUUUAUUGAUUGCCAUCUCUACCUCUACAUUGGUCAAACAAAAAGGUGCCCUGUUGGAUGAUGUCUAUGCAUAUGGCCUGUCCAGAGCAUUGAUCAAGGAGGCACCUCCGGCCACUGUAGGUCUGUUCUCCCAGUGCCCCAGACGCACUGAAACUCUGCUGAAGAAGAUCAAGAGUAAGUUUAACACUUAAGUUGACUUCACAUGACUUGUUUUUUUGUUUGUUCUAAAAAUCGAAUUACGUUGCUCUUUCUACAUUCACAGUUUACAUGAACAGAGAGGCAGAGUGGAGAGAACAGAAGCACAAGUUGAAGCGCCCUCCUCCAGCAUGGAUUAGCUACUUAGCCCUCCUCCUCUCCAUCAUCUUCUUCCGUCCCGUGUGGAGGGAGGAAGAGGAGCGGAGGAGGAGAAGGGUGAGGUGGAUUUUUGUGCGCUUCAGUGCCUGGCACUUUGCAGGCAGUGAUAAACUCUGGGCUGGGUUGGUGAUCCGCCUCUUCAAGGCCAUCCAGGGUGACUUUGGGGAAUUUCCCCUGGGCCUCUAUAGAGCCACCCAGCACCCCUACCCAAAGAAAGUCACGAGCGAAGGUGAUAAGGUCAAUUGGAAAGCCAUAAAGCUGCUCUGCCUCCCCCUCUGGGUUGUAGUCCUUGCCACUAUAUUGUUCAGCAUUGGCACAUGUAUCGUGCUCUACUUAUAUGGCUUUCAGCUCCAAACAAAUAGCACACACAGUUGGGUCACUGUGCUGGAAUCGAUGGCCAUCGCAACACUGGGGCCUCCCACAGUCUUCGCCCUGAGGACUAUUCUGCGGACAUCCAAGCACCUGCUCUACACCAUGGGCAGCAGUAUCCAGCACCAGAUGAACAGCUCGGCUGUCAGCGACCAGAUGGGCUUCAUGAACAAAGUGAGGAAGGAGGUGGGCGUUAUGGUGGACUUCAUCCACUUCAUGGAGGUGUUCGAGGGGAGGAGGAUCCGUGUGGUGCUGGAGAUCACCCACCUGGACCGCUGCAGCCCGGACAGGGUGGUCCGCACCCUGGAGGCUAUGAACGUUCUGCUGGCGGGGGAGAAUGUCCCGUUCGUGUCCAUCCUAGCUGUGGACCCCAGAGUGGUGGUGGGCUGUGUGGAGAGCACCAUGUGGCUCAGUGGCCUGACAUCCAGCGGGUACGACAUUCUAAACAGGAUGGUCACCCUGCCCUUCUCAGUGCCUGAGAUGUCCCCCGACUCCAAAUGCAGAGCUUUUAAAACCCUCGCUUACAACCAUCUAGAGCCUGACUGGGAAUGUAUUAAAAGAGUAAAGCACAGAGCUGGGAAGUUCUCUGCAUUUGAAAAAGGCAGCCUUGUGCCAUUCAUUGGAAAGGGCAAAAGUGAGACUGAGCUACUAGAAAAUGGUAUCCGUUGGGAGAUCUGGGCCAAGAAAGUCAAGGCGCUAACAACUGAGGCAUUACAAGCCAUAUAUACCAAAUACAGCCCUCUUCAUGUUUAUCUUAUGCGAAACCAUGUGCAUAUGAGAAGGAUAAUAAACUCUGUAAGGGUGACAGUCAUCGUCAUGGAUGCUAUGAAUUACGGGGGCUUCUCCAAAGCUAAAGACCUUGCUGCCUGGGUGGUGAUGGCCAACCUCUGGCCCUGCCGUCUGAGCUGGAUCCUGCAAUGCUCAGAGGACUGCCAGCAGAGGGCUGACAUUGAUGGCACUGACGGUGAGAUCAACCAAGCCAGGUCCUUAUGGGAGGUGUUCAGUGAGACCAGUCUGGAGUUCCAAAUGCUCAGAGAUCGUCUGGAGACUGUUCUAGACCAGGAUGGAGACCCUGAGCUGUUUGAGAGGUUCCUUAAGGUGGACUUCCAGUUUACUCUGAAGGAUGUUGAGCAGUUCAGAUUGUGUACAGUCAACCUGGACCAAUCCAUUAAAGAAAAACUGGCUUGGGUUAGACAGGGACCCAGCUUGAGAAACAGAACCAAGUCAAAUACCAUCUGCCCACUGCGGAUUGGAACAGUUAUCCGUAUGAGCACAGAGGACAUCUGCAAAGAGGUAAGUUCAAAAUAAGAAUCUUUAUGCUAAUUUAAUUAUUUUAUGAUACAGGCUAGUAUAUCAUGGGGGUCAGUAUACAGUGUCAUGUAUAUAUAAUUAUGGUAUUUACAUAACUCAUGUAGCUAAGUCCAUUAGAAUAAUUGUGUAAUGUUACACUUUUGUAUCAGACAGAUUAGUCACAACAGAACCCGAUGCCCCCGUAAAAUAAUUGACCUUUUCCCUCAGUCUGCUGCUAUUGUGUACUCGUUAACACAGGGAAAAUGCCAAGUCAGUGGCCUUGAAAUUAGCGGUUUCAGGAGAGAAGUAUGCUAAUAGCCCUCAGCUCACAAGCCUUGCAUUCAUAGCAGCAGCACUGCAUACGGUAGUCCUAUGCAAGCCAUCGCCAAUGAUGGAACUUCCCACCCACCAGAACAUUUUCCAUGAACCCCCGUUGGCCCAUUAGAAUAAGCAAAUGACGCCCAACCAUGUCUAAUGGCAUCAUUUCAAAUAUAUAUCAGUGUGUCUCAAUGUCAUGUCUGCAUUGUUCUCUAGAUGGAGAAGCUGAACUUUCCAGUGAAAUAUCAGCAGCUGCUGACAGAGAAUCAACUCGAUGGAGUGUCUCUGGUUUAUGGCCGCAGCAGUGAGAUCAGACAUGCCCUUCAGAUGACCUUGGGAGAAUGGAUCACUUUCAGCAUGCACUUCCUGGGAGCCAAGCCAGAUGCUCAGCCUCACGCGACAUGA
Molecule: messenger RNA, 2808 nt
Organism: Coregonus sp. 'balchen'
Lineage: Eukaryota; Metazoa; Chordata; Actinopteri; Salmoniformes; Salmonidae
Source: the annotation of a GenBank genome assembly